AUGAACUCAUAAAAUGACCAAGAAAAGUUGGGUUAAGAGGAUUAAGGUUUAGGAGAAGUAUUUGUACCAGCUUAGGUUGUAAAGAAUUUUAAUCAAAUGGUUGCUGAACCUCAUCCUGUAUUUUUCACUUUAUAAUAUAGCUACAGUUACCAUCUGAUAGAUCAGUUAAGCCCCCAUCAGAAAAUAAUGCGUAAAACUAAGCUCCUCUGGUACAUAUAUGAAUAUAUGUAGUUAACUGAUAAAUAGCAAGCUUAACCUUUAAUUAAGAAGCCUGAUCAAGCAGCCGAUGAAUCAAAAUAAUAACCAAGACCUAUGUAAGGGUCUGCCCACCAUAGUUAAGAUGAUAUCUCUGUUAAGAGUUCAGGAGGAGGCACCAAAUCUCCUCAUCAUUCAUGUACAUGUGUUAUUAAUUUAUAAGAAACCCAAUAGAAACGCAUUAAAAGAAUGAACAGUAGAGUUAAGAGUCGACUCUCUUAAUAAAAGCAGCAGUCAGAUAUAUCAAAAAAGAUACUGAAAAUUACAGAAAACACCCUAUUCUCAAUAGUCAUGGCCAUUGUCACUAUAUAUGCAUUAUUUGGAGAUGAUAUUAGAAUAUUGUCAGUGGAUAAGCAAGGAGAUGAUGUCUUUUUUGUACUAACUGUUAUAUGCAUGGUUGCAUUUAUAAUCGAAAUUACCUUAACCAGUAUUGCUAAACCAGAAUAUAUUUUGAAUGUAAUUAAUAUCAAUUUUUUUAGUUUUAUUUUAUAUUGGAUGUUAUUUCUACAUUAACAAUGAUUUUAGAUUUAGGUUGGAUAACUGAUACUUGGUAUUCAGGAGAUUUAACAAGUGCUUCAUAGAUUAAAUCUAUUGGUACAGCAUCUAGAGCUGCAAGAAAGGCUGCUAGGGUUAUAAGAGUUAUAAGACUUGUGAGAUUGGUUAAACUCUAUAAACAUGCUCGUUAGUAAAUGGAAAGGGAAUAAUAAAAAAAGUUACUUCAAGAAUUAUUAAGACAAGCUUAAUAAAGUAAGAGUUAGGAUUAAUAAUAAUAAUAAUAAUAAUAAUAAUAAUAAUAAUAAUAAUAAUAGUAAUAAUAAUAAUAAUAAUAAUAAGAGUAAAAUUUAUCCAUCUAAUAAAUUAUACCAUAAAAUGAUGAAUCUAGAAAUAAUUCUCAAAAUGAAAUUGAAGCUGCCAAAACACCAGAUAGAAGUUCUAACUCUCAAUUAAAAUCAUCUUAAGUUUCUUCUUAAGCAGAAAACUAAAUUAAAGAAUCUAUUGUAGGAGCUUAAUUAUCAGAUCUUGUUAUGAGAAGAGUAAUUACAAUUAUUUUAGCUAUCUUAAUAAGUAUUCCUGUUCUUUCCUUAGAUACUUAUUAAGAAACAAUCAGUAGCUACGAUUCAGGAAUUUAUAGAAUUUAUUAAUUCAAAGACAAUUCUGAGGUAAUGAAAUCCCUUUUGUAUCAAUACUCUCAAUUCCAUAUAGGGGAGAUUUAUCCAAUUUAUAGUGUGAAUGUUAAUUUAAAAGGAGGCAGCAAUACAGAUCUUGAUGAAUGGAGUUAUAACACUAAUCCAGAAAUCUUUGAAGUGCCUGCCUAUGAAACAAAAGACUAAUAUAGAUUUUCAGAUUUGCAAUAUUAUGUUAAAUCGGAUGGAUCAUAUCUACAAAUUUACGCAUCAGCUGACUUGGUGGCCUAUAAUCAAACUAAUGCAAUUUUAUCCAUAUUUUAAACAAUCUUUGUGUGUAUAGUGUUGGCAGUGUCAGCUCUGAUGUUUAAUAAAGAUGUUUCUGACUUAGUUAUCGAUCCGAUUGAAGGAAUGAUGUAGAAGAUAGAAAUGAUAGCAGCAAAUCCACUUGAGGCAGUGAAUAUAGAAGAAUAGGAAGAUCUCAUUAUGGAGGAAUUAGAGAAAUCUUAGGAUGUGGAAAAAUUAAAAUAGAAAGAGAUCGAAAAACACAUGGAAACAUAUGUUCUUUAAAGGUUAAUAAUGAAGGUAGGUGCUUUGUUAGCUGUUGGGUUUGGUGAAGCAGGUUCUGAAAUUAUAGCUGAAAACAUUAAAAAAGGUGGUAGUGUUGAUCCCAUGAUACCUGGCAAGAAAAUAUUGGCAAUUUUUGGAUUUUGUGAUAUAAGAAACUUUACUGAUGUAAAAAAAAUGUAAUAAAUAUAUAGGCAACUGAAGUAUUAUAAUAAGGAGUCAUGGUUUUUGUCAAUGAAAUUGCUGAAAUUGUCCAUUCGACUGUUGAUUCUAUGAGUGGAUCAGCUAAUAAAAAUAUCGGUGAUGCCUUUUUACUUGUUUGGAAGUAUUCUCCCAAUGAUUAUCAUCCUGACCCUGACAACCCUAGAAACUUGAAACUCAAAACCGAUAGGUACAUUAAAUAGAAAGGAGACAUGGCAGUGAUGGCAUUUCUCAAAAUUAUCACAGCAAUCUCUAUCUCUAAAAAGCUUGAGAAGUAUAAGAAGCAUGAGGGACUCAAUGCAAGAAUGAAGGACUACUCUGUGAAAAUGGGAUUCGGUUUACAUAUGGGUUGGGGAAUUGAAGGAGCCAUAGGUUCUGGAUUUAAAAUCGAUGCCUCUUAUCUCAGUCCUAAUGUUAAUAUGGCAUCAAGACUGGAAGCAGCAACAAAAUAAUUUGGAGCUCUUAUUCUCGUUAGUGGUAUUCUAAAGUAAUAUUUGACUGAUGAAUGUUAAAAAUAGAUGAGAAUGAUUGAUAUUGUUACAGUGAAGGGAAGUAUUGUUCCUCUAGGUAUGAAAUCACAUUAUUUUUAGAACUACACACUGUGGAUAUGUCUAUCAAAAACUUAUAAGCAAAGAUCAAGACUCUUAGAGAUAAAUUUGACGUUUCUACAAUGACCUAAAAGGAAUCAAAGAAAUUUAGAGUUGUGAAUAGAUUCAAGAGAGAUCAAUAGAUGAAGCAAGUGAUGAAUAAUUAGAUUAGUAUUACUGAUCUUUUUGAAAAGGAUGAUGAAUUGUCAGCUGCUAGAGAACCAUACACUUAAGUAAACUAUGAAAAAUAUUGAUUUUAGUAAUUCUACGAGACUUGGAAGUAAGGAUUUGAUUAAUACAUAAAAGGAAAUUGGGGAGAAGCAUAAUCCAUAUUCUAAAAGACAUUAGUAAAUAAUAUAUGCUAUAUUUUAGACUAUGAUACCUGAACAUAAGGAUGGACCAUCCAAUACUCUUUUAGAGGUUAUUCAUUCUUGUGGCGGAAAAGCUCCCAAAGAUUGGAAAGGUUAUAGAGAGCUUACAGAAAAAUGA
Molecule: messenger RNA, 3223 nt
Organism: Paramecium octaurelia
Lineage: Eukaryota; Ciliophora; Oligohymenophorea; Peniculida; Parameciidae
Source: the annotation of a GenBank genome assembly